This is a messenger RNA of Thlaspi arvense, 1594 nucleotides long. The record is from the annotation of a GenBank genome assembly. NCBI's taxonomy places the organism in Eukaryota, Viridiplantae, Streptophyta, Magnoliopsida, Brassicales, Brassicaceae.
AUGCCAUUUAUACACAUUUCUUCUCGUUACGCCCCAUUACUCCAGAACAGAACAAAGUCCAUGAGCUUGCAAAGUGUAUCAAAGCCAAGCAACGCCCUUGAGGGUAUCCAUGGUGUUCAUGUCGUGUCUCAUUCCCCCUUCUCCUACGACCAGACAACUCAUCAAGUCGGUGACUUUCAGACCAACUGCAAAUCUUCAGACAUGGGAUCAAAUCAAAGACUUUUCAUCGAACGUGUUUGGCAACAAAGACCUCCAUGCUUAAGGCCAAUCCAUUGCAGCAUCCAUCAUGGUGACCAGAGUAUCUUAGAAACAGCUGCUAAUGUGGCUACUUCACUUCCUUUCAUCUUCCUCGGAAUGCAGGCACCGAGGAAGAAUCUGAACACGAGAGUGUACGCAAACUCCUUAAUCGGAGUUGGGAUCGCAUCGACUCUGUAUCAUGCUUCUAGGGGAAAACUGAGGAAAUACCUGAGAUGGGUGGAUUACACAAUGAUCGCCACAACAACAAUAUGUCUCUCAAGGGCUAUAAGGAAUGAGAACCCAAAGUUACUGAUGGCUGCAUCAGCUUUAGCUCUACCGUUUCAGCCUCUCAUGGUCUCUGCUGUUCACACCGGAAUGAUGGAGGUUGCGUUUGCUAAAAGAAGCUUAAAGGAUCCAGAUCUCAAAACAGCUCAUAACGUACACAAGAUGUCUUCGUUGCUAGGUGGUGCUCUGUUCAUCGCUGAUGAUUUCUUCCCUGAGACACCUUUCCUUCACGCCGGUUGGCACCUCGCUGCAGCCAUUGGGGUCGGAACAUGCAAUAAGCUUCUUGAGUAGAUCAGAUUUCCAAAACUGUUAUGGAAAGAGUCUCUAUUCUUGGAUCAGAGGAACCAAACUGUUUCUCUGUUACUCCUAAUCAGCCGACAUAACUAAGAAGUAUUGUAGUCACUAGUCAGUAGUAUAUAUAUGUAAGAAGUAGAUGGUAUUGCACGAUCAUGUAAGAGAAUUAUUGAAUUAAGAAAAGCUUGUUGCCAACAGUGAUAUGAAGAACAUUCAGAAAAUCGAUCCAAAAGUCGAAACCAAAAGACAAUUGUAGAGAACAAAACAGAGAGCAAUCAUCAAUUCAGAAACUUCCAGAAACAGAACACUCUUAUCUCUCUCUCUCCCUCUCUCUCUCUCUCUCUCCCUCUCUCUCUCUCUCUCUCCCUCUGCAACACAUCAAUCAUGGAGAGUAGCCAUGAUGUCUUCAUCCCUAUACAAAAAACAUACUCUUUCUCUCCGAGCUUGACUUGAGUACCGCCGAAUUCAGGCAAAAGGACGUUGUCUCCUUCCUUAACCGAAACCGGAAUCAGGUUCCCAGCUCUGUCCCUCGCUCCAGGGCCAACUGCUAUCACCCUCCCGGAAUUCAACUGAGAAGAUGACUCCGGUAGGAGAAUGCCGGAGACUGUCUUCGACGGUUGAAGAAUCUUCUCGACCAAUACACGGUUGAGCGUUGGGAUCAAGCGCUUCGCCAUUUCUCUUCUUAGAUCAGCUACGACGGAGAUCGGAUUACGAAACGUUGAUCGGCUCGAGUAGUUCCGCAAGAUUUUGCUGGUGAAAUGAACUUGCUAGGGUCUAG